Messenger RNA from Pseudo-nitzschia multistriata, 1545 nucleotides. NCBI's taxonomy places the organism in Eukaryota, Bacillariophyta, Bacillariophyceae, Bacillariales, Bacillariaceae. The record is from the annotation of a GenBank genome assembly.
GACAAACUUUUUUUCAGUCGUACAUUUUUGCUGUGAUGUUGCGAACAGAAGAAAACAAAACAAAAACAAAAACGAAACGAAACGAUCGAGCAGCAACCAUGUCGGCCGAAAAAGUCGGAAAACGUGCUGGCAUUGGAUUCACCUAUCUUGUUAUAUUGGUCAUACCUCUACUUUUCUCUCUUCGCGAUCAUGCGAUAAUAUCGGAUUGGACCAGAACCUUGGAGUUAAAUUCGAAUGUCCUUCCGAGCGGAGUUUCUCCUUGGAACAGGCACGGUCGACCGCAGACACAGGCCACCGCAUUGCUGGAGUUUGACAAAUUUUCUCGAAAUAGCUCCUGUGUCUACGAGACGGAAGUCGUGGAUGAAUUCUKUAAGAACACAACGUGCGACGAACACGAAUUCUGCGCGGAGGGUGAGGAUCCGGGCCCGUGCGACGAACACGAGUGGGACACGGAAGACGAAGACGGCGAAGAGGGAUGCAAAAUGCUGUGGUUUGCGGCGAUCUACGACGGCGGUGACGAAGUUGCGUGCAACGAAAAAGGGACCGGGUACAAAAACUUUUACUCGGUCGCCCUGAACUCCGCAACGGUGAACGCAGGAGAAUCUCUCCAGCCCGUCCUAUUGCUUGGGCGACUCGAACUAGAAGACGACAGCGAGACAACAACAACGACAACGUCAACGACGACAACKGCCACCAAGACUGCGUCGUUGUCAAAGGUCGGGCGAUGGGCGGAGCAGAAAGGAGCGUGGGUGUUCAACGUGCCCAGGCUUUCCUUUCAAGAAAUCGUGAACAGACACUACCCAGAGAUGCCCCCCUCCCAUCGACAGGGCCCGUGGUUGCGCCUGGAAAUCCCACGGCUGAUCAAGGAGCACGGACUCAUGGACAAGGCACCCAAUAURUGCAAGCGUCGUUUUCUCUACACCGACACGGACGUGAUGUUUCCCAACAAGCUGAAGAAGGCCAACCUCAAAAGACUCUCGGACACCCUGUCCAACGACGAUGCAGCAAUCAUGUACGGUCGCGAAUCCUCAAAGGAAGCCGAAGCCGUCAAUACGGGGAUCAUGUUAAUAGACGUUGAAAAAUUUGGCAAAGAAAUCCCUGGAAUGCUUGCGUACUUUAACGAAACCGGACAGCACGUCGCAUUCGACCAAGGCCUCGUGAACGACUAUUUCAACGCAACCGAUCUCGGGCGUUCCUUGCUGCCGAUUCAUUACAACUGGAAAUCCUACUGGAAACUGCAUCCAAGCACCUUUGAAGAAGUGAAAAUCAUCCACACCCAUGGACCAAAGCCGGGGAAGGGCCUGGCGGAAAUCGGAUCGUGCGACAUUUCGGGUCUCCCCAACAUACCGUACUACUUUGGAUUUUUUCGGACGGGAAUCUGCUGCGACCGAGGGAAGACCGCGGCGUGGUUUAUGGACUCCUACGAGAAGCUGUUGGCCCCGUCCGAAGAUAUUUGCGGAAGCGCCUAGGAACGACGCCGCGCUAGAAGUCUCCCGGACCUKUUGUAUGUAUACUACGAAACCGUUAUAAAUUGCUGUAUUGUUU